Chiloscyllium plagiosum (whitespotted bambooshark) is the source of this 3723-nucleotide messenger RNA. The record is from RefSeq and is a predicted model, not a curated record. Lineage: Eukaryota; Metazoa; Chordata; Chondrichthyes; Orectolobiformes; Hemiscylliidae.
AUGGCUCACUAUGGGACGGGGAUAGAGGUCAGGCCCCCUGUGGUACGGCCCGGCGAGGGUGCAAGGCUCACGUCCCUCGCCUUCCCAUUUCCCCCCCCUCCCAGCGUCAGCGAGACCCACCAGCUGGCGGAGGCCAACGAAAGGAAGAAUGAGCGGCUCCGGGCGGCGUUCGGGAUCAGCGACAGCUACGUGGAUGGCAGCUCCUUCGACCCCAAGAGGCGGGCCCAGGAGGCGGCCGAGAAAGCUGAGCAGCAGAAGCUGCACGGCACCGUCCGGGAGCAGGUCCGUUCCCGGUCGCCGUCGCCCAAGCGGCGGAAGAAGAAGAAAGCCCGGAGCAGGGACCGGUCGGGUUCUCCGUCUGCUCACUCCAAGGAGAAAAAGAAGAAACGUUCCAAAAAGAAAAGCAGGUCUCAGUCCAAAUCCAAGAGUAAAAAGAAACACAGGUCUAGAAGCCCCAAGAACAAACGUGGAUCCAAGGACAAGAAGCGCAAGAGGAGCCCCAGCCACUCAUCCCCGCGCAAACAUCGGAGAGUCCGCAGUUCCUCCGCUUCCCGGCGUUCCUCUUCCUCCCGGAGUUCCUCGCCGCCACGAAGCAGGUCGAGGAGUCCGCGGACGGUCCCCAAAGCCCCCCCAGCGCCUUCCCGGGGCAGCCCCUCGUCUAGGGCGGAUGGGGAAGGUCGGCCAGUGGAGGGGCCAGCUGGGGACUCCUCUCCCCCUCGCGGGCGGCACGCGGGCACUCCAGACAAGGCCAGCGGGGUGACCAGGAGCGGCAGCGGGAACUCUGGGCACGGACCAGCCAAGAGCAAGAGGGAGGGCUCCACUGACCAAUCGCCAGUCCUCAAGUCCAGACAACAGGCAGCAGUGUCACCCCCUCCGGCCAGGGAGGACGGUGGGGGGGACUCGGCGCGUAGCCCCCUCCUCCCGGCCCUCCGCUCCAGGAGGGCUGACGGAAGAGGGACUCAGAAGAGAGGGCCGGAGCCCGCUGGGCGCAGCCUGACCCCGAGGCGUGAGAGGUCGUCGUCACGGAGGAGCCCCUCUACCCCCAGGCACCGGAGGUCGCGCAGGAAGAGCGAGUCGCCCGGCCACGCCGUCUCAUCAUCCUCUUCAUCACGGCAGACCAGGGCGUCACCAAGGAGGAGCCCGUCGUCACGGCGCCAGAGGUCAUCUCCAAGGAGGAGCGCAUCGCCGAGGAAGAGCGUGACGCCAAAGCGCCAGAGGUCGUCACCAAGGCGCCAGAGGUCAUCACCGAGGAAGAGUUCAUCACCAUGGCGCCAGAGGUCGUUGCUGAGGAAGAGUUCAUCACCAAGGCGCCAGAGGCCAUCGCCGAGGAAGAGUUCAUCACCAAGGCGCCAGAGGUCAUCGCCGAGGAAGAGUUUAUCACCAAGGCGGCAGAGGUCAUCACCGAGGAAGAGUUUAUCACCAAGGCGCCAGAGGUCAUCGCCGAGGAAGAGUUUAUCACCAAGGCGCCAGAGGUCGUCAACAAGGAAGAGUUCGUCAAUAAGGAAGAGUUCAUCACCAAGGCGCCAGAGGUCGUCAACAAGGAAGAGUUCAUCACCAAGGCGCCAGAGGUCGUCGUCGAGGAGGAGUGUGACACCAAGGCGCCAACGGUCACCACCAGGGAGAACUGUGUCACCAAAGCGCCAGAGGUCAUUGCCGAGGAAGAGUUUGUCACCAAGGCGCCAAAGGUCAUUGCCGAGGAGGAGUGCGUCACCAAAGCACCAGAGGUCAUCACCGAGGAAGAGUUCAUCACCAAGCAGCAUAUCACCAAGGCACCAGGGAUCUCUGAGGCGGAGUGUGUCGCCACGGCACCGGAGGACGUCGCCAAGGUGCCAGAGGUCAUCGCUGAGGAGCAGUGUGUCACCAAGGCGCCAGAGGUCGUCGCCGAGGAGGAGUGUGUCACCAAGGCGCCAGAGGUCAUCGCUGAGGAGCAGUGUGUCACCAAGGCGCCAGAGGUCGUCGCCGAGGAGGAGUGUGUCACCAAGGCGCCAGAGGUCAUCGCUGAGGAGGAGUGUGUCACCAAGGCGCCAGAGGUCGUCGCCGAGGAGGAGUGUGUCGCCAAGGCGCCAGAGGUCGUCGCCGAGGAGGAGUGUGUCGCCAAGGCGCCAGAGGUCGUCACCGAGGAGGAGUGUGUCACCAAUGCGCCAGAGGUCGUCGCCGAGGAGGAGUGUGUCACCGAGGAGGAGUGUGUCGCCAAGGAGCAGUGUGUCACCAAGAUGUGAGAGGUCAUCACCAGUGUCGACUAAACCAUUGCUAAUGCGGAAUGUGUCGCCAGGGCAUGAGAGGACAUCACCGAGGAGCAGUGUGUCACCUCGGCACCAGAGUGCAUCGCCGAGGACAGAGAGGUCAUCGCGAACUCAGAGCAUGUCUCCGAGACGCCAAAAGUCAUCGCCGAGGAGGGAGGGGUCGUUGCCAAGGGAGACCAGAGCUUCACCAAGGUGUCAGAGGUCACUGCCAGAGGGGCCCUGCUCCCCGUCGAUGCCACCCAGGCACAGCAAGAGUCCAGUGGCUGAGGAAGGGAAGGACGGCCCUCUGCAAGCUGGGGCCCAGCAGGAGCUGCAGCCCAGGGUGACCCCACCACCCGGAGACAGGCAGCAGGAGGAGCCAGCAAGGGAGGGGCCUCUGCCUCUGGGACAGGGGGACGAGGACGGCCCUGCCUGUGUCCCCCGUCUCACUUCGCGCUCUCCAUCUCCUCCUCCCCCUCCACCUCCUCCUCCCGCAGCAGCAGCCGGCGGCUCAUGCUCCCGCUCGCUCUCUCCUCCCGGCAGCAGGGACCAGGAGGCCGGGAACAGGCUGCGGUCUCCCCGAAAAAGCCAGGCCAGCCCCUCGCCCAGCAGCUCCAGCUCCUCGGACUCCGAGAGUAGCCACUCACCAUCUCCCCCUCCCAGGCAGCGGGAAGCCCGAAAGGACCGCAGCCCUGCUUUGAAGCGCAGGUCCCACCGCCGUCACUCCUCCUCUGAGCCGGUCCGUUGGGUCUCUCGGUCCCCUUCCCGGCGGGGCGCCCCGAGCCGAGGGCGUUCCCGACACAGCCGCAGCCGGAGAGCCCCGGGACAUCGUCGGCACCGAGACAGGGGCCAAACGUCCAGCAGCCGGUCAGACAGCUCCUCGUCCAGAUCCCGCUCUGCUCACAGAAGGAAGCAGGAAGCCAAGAAAAGGAGCCCUCCACCUUCCAGACGGAGGUCACGGAGCCCACGGAAGCCGAUCGAUUCCCUGCGGGACUCCCGGUCGCUCAGUUACUCUCCCGCAGAACGGAGACGCACGCGAAGAUCUAGCGAUUCCAGCAGCAGACGGGAACGGCGACGGAGACGUUCCGAUAGCCAAUCGCCCGUCAGGAAGAGACGGCACAAAUCCCCAAGCCCUCGGGAGCGGCGGAGAUAUCCGAGAUCUCCUUAGAAGGUCCCCCGUUCCCCGUGGCUUGGUUCCGGUGAUAAUGGAUACCAUCUUCCUCCAUUGAAGGCAACCUCCCUCCAGCAUCGUUUUCGGUUCCCUCGAGACUGUGAAGAGAAAAAGAAACCUGUAUAAUUUUGUUUUUUUCUUCUUUCUCUCUAUUUUUACCUCUCUCUUUCCCCCCCCCCCCCCCCCCCCCCCCCCCCUCCCCCCACCACCCUGUGGUUUAAUUUUUUAAAAAAUGUAAUGUGACCGGCUGCGUUCGGGUUAGUGAGGAUUCAGAAUGAGAGACGUUGUUGUGGGGCACGGGGCAGGGUGAGGGGGUUCGCCGGAGAGGGG